AUCGAUCUCUCCGCAAACCAAAUACAAAAAAAUCGCAACAAAAUUUCAUUUCAAUUUCAAUCUUAAAAAUUCAUCAACAAAAUCUUUCACUCACACUUCAAAUCCACUGAAAAAAAUUACUUCAAAUUCACACCAAAAACAGGGGACUCUGUUCAAGAAUUCCCUUAUGUAAUGCAUCAGAAGAAAUCAGAACCUCAAAUCGGAACAGAUAGCACCGGUAUUUCUUCCGAUUUCAACCCCAAUCCCAUCAUUUCAUCUUCCAUCGGUAUUAAUUUCCCUCAUAAAUCCCCUGUUUUUCACUCAAUUUCUCAUUCUAAUAAUGUUAAUAAUAACACUAGUUAUCAACAUCAUAUUAAAAUUAACGAUUUUGAACUUGACCCAUUUGGUUCACCUAAUAAAAGACCACUUUUUUCCCACACAAGAUCACCUCUUUUGUCAAACCCUUUUACAAAAUCACCUGUUUUGUUAAACCCUUUAAGGAAUUUGUCAAAAACCCAUUGUUGUACCCGGUUUCGGAACCCGAAAGCAGCUGCUUUUCGCCUUCUUGGCCGGUUUCGAACCCGUAUUCGGUUGGUUUUGUUGCUGUCUCUUCCGGGUUUUUACUUCUUGGUUUCGCACCCGAGUCGUUGGUUGGUGGUUGAUUUCGUAUCGGCUUUUGCGUUUUCUAGUGCGUUGUUGUUUUCGCUGAAUCUUGCUCUCCCUAGAUUACCUUGGAUUAGAUUGUUCCCAAUUAAGUUGUAUUCGUCGAGACGGUAUUUGUCUGUGUUUUGGUCGAUCGGGUUGAGGCGAAAAGGGGAUAAACGGGCAGGUGCGGGGUGUUGGGUGCAGGCGUAUAGCAACGGGGAUGUGUAUGAAGGGGAGUUUGACAAGGGUAAGUGUUGGGGUUGUGGGGUGUAUUACUACUACAUGAGUGGGAGGUAUGAGGGUGAUUGGGUUGACGGGAAGUACGAUGGUUAUGGGAUGGAGACGUGGGCGAGGGGUAGUCGGUAUAGGGGGCAGUAUGUGAUGGGUUUGAGGCAUGGGUUCGGUGUGUAUAGGUUUUAUACGGGUGAUGUUUAUGCGGGUGAAUGGUUGAACGGUCAGAGUCAUGGAUGUGGAGUUCAUACUUGCGAGGAUGGUAGCCGUUAUGUCGGAGAGUUCAAGUGGGGUGUUAAACAUGGUCUUGGUCAUUACCAUUUUAGGAACGGAGAUACAUAUGCAGGCGAAUAUUUUGCAGACAAGAUGCACGGGUUUGGAGUGUAUAGAUUUGCAAACGGUCAUAGAUACGAAGGUACAUGGCACGAAGGAAAAAGGCAAGGACUCGGUAUGUACACUUUCAAAAACGGAGAGACCCAAUCUGGCCACUGGCAAAACGGGGAGCUUGAUAUACCGAGCUCACAGAGUGCCAUGUACCCUGUAUCUCCCGUUGCGGUUUAUCAUUCUAAAGUGCUUAAUGCAAUUCAGGAAGCGCGAAGGGCUGCGGAGAAAGCGUAUGAUGUAGCCAAGGUUGAUGAAAGAGUUAGUAGGGCGGUAGCAGCCGCUAAUAGAGCUGCCAAUGCUGCUAAGGUAGCUGCCGUAAAGGCGGUACAGAAACAGAUGCAUCGCAUGCCUAACCGGGACGGGCUUCCUAUCCCAAUGGUUCAAAACUUUCAUCAUCUAUCGACGCGAUUAUCGGUUUGACUUUAUCCCAAUGGGCAAUUGGGCAUAGUUUUGUUUUCAUAUCUAUACAGUUUUACUUAAAAUGAAGAGGGAGGUGGUGACUGCAGAAAGUUGAGGGGUUUGUUUGUAAAGUUUAGGAUUAGAUUUUAGUGUUGGCAUUCUGUGUGUUAUGAUAAAAAGAGUAUAGAGGGGUCAUAUGUCAAUAAUAGAAAUAGAUGGGGCUAAUAGGAAGUUGUGUUGGUCUAUUAUCUCCCUGAUUGUACUUAAAGGAAGAAGGGUAGGGUUCUGGAGUGAACACUAGUGUAUUUGUGAACUGAGUGAACAAAUCCUGGCCAUUGAUUUACACUUGUGUGUUGAUAAUCAAGGGUUAGGAUUAGUUCACUAGUGUUCACAAUCAAGGGGGUUAUUCACUAAUGAACCUAACCCUAAGGAAGAAUCACUCGGUAAACUUCAUCUUCUCUUAGUGUUCUUCUCUUUAUCGAUCUUGUGCUGGAUUACCAAUUGUGUUUGUAACACGUUUGUAACACUAUGUGUAUCAACAUACGACAAAAUACUACUACUACUACUACUGAUGUUAUAAGUCUAAAUCUGAUAUUUCUUGGAUUUUGGCA
Messenger RNA from Helianthus annuus (common sunflower), 2249 nucleotides. RefSeq lists its product as uncharacterized. The record is from RefSeq and is a predicted model, not a curated record. The transcript is spliced from 3 exons. Lineage: Eukaryota; Viridiplantae; Streptophyta; Magnoliopsida; Asterales; Asteraceae. Bases 172 to 1659 code for a protein of 495 amino acids.